Molecule: messenger RNA, 732 nt
Organism: Brugia malayi
Lineage: Eukaryota; Metazoa; Nematoda; Chromadorea; Rhabditida; Onchocercidae
Exons: 5
Coding region: 1-732 (243 amino acids)
Source: RefSeq, a predicted model, not a curated record
AUGGCUUUAAUAUUAUUAUCUUUAAUUGUUGGUCUGCUGAUAAUACAAACGACAAAUUCUCAAGCAGAUCAAUGUGAUUGCGAGAAUGAUUACGAUUCACCAUUCUGUGAUGGAAUUGAAAAUAAAGAAAAUGACUGCUAUGUUGGUGGUGAUAAGCAAAGGCUAUCAGCUAAAGGUUUACAUUGUGCAAAAAGCUGUGAAACAUGCUGCAAGUUACCACGUUUUAAAUGUAACGAUCGUGGAGUUCGUUUAAACUGUGAGAGAAUGAAAACAAGUGGUUUAUGCAAAACAAAAAAUGGAGUACUCCUGUCGCUAAUUAGUGUAGAAUGUCCUAAAACAUGCGGUUUAUGUGGUCAAGAAUGUAUUGAUAGUAAUGCCGCAAUUUGUCGCAUUUUGAAAUCAAGUUGUGAAAAUGAAGAAUCAAAACGAUUAUGUCCUCAAACAUGCAAUGUUUGUCGACCAUUAAAUAUUUGUUUCGAUACGACAGAAUAUUGUUCGUCAUUAAAAGAUAACUGUAAUGAUCCAAAGCUAAAACCUCUGAUGCAAUUAUCAUGCAACGAAACAUGCGGCUUUUGUCAUUCAGAAUCAUCAACAGUAAAGCCUGACUCAACUGAUCAACAAUGCAUUGAUACAGAUCAAAGAUGUGUCGCAUGGGCAGCUAAUGGAUUUUGCACAAAUUCAUUCUACAAAUCAUUAAUUAAAAAAUGUUUGAAAACGUGUCGUCUAUGUUGA